Messenger RNA from Macrobrachium nipponense, 3782 nucleotides. RefSeq names its product UDP-glucose 6-dehydrogenase-like (gene sgl). Gene Ontology annotation, cellular component: nucleus. Lineage: Eukaryota; Metazoa; Arthropoda; Malacostraca; Decapoda; Palaemonidae. The coding region runs from base 128 to 1561 and encodes 477 amino acids. Gene Ontology annotation, biological process: glycosaminoglycan biosynthetic process. The record is from RefSeq and is a predicted model, not a curated record. The transcript has 10 exons. Gene Ontology annotation, molecular function: UDP-glucose 6-dehydrogenase activity; NAD binding.
UUAAAAUUUAUAGCGCUUUUCGUACGGUUAAGCAGAUGAAGCAUGAUCUCUACUAUUGUUUCCCCAGUUCAACCAAGAUUUGUUUACAAUUCUACAGUUGCCUGUCAAACUCCGGUCAAUAGUAACGAUGGUUGUCGAAAAAGUCUGCUGCAUUGGAGCUGGGUAUGUUGGAGGUCCAACUUGUAGCGUUAUAGCUUGGAAGUGCCCCAAUAUUAAAGUUACAGUAGUAGAUAAAUCAGAAUUGAGAAUUAAGCAGUGGAAUUCUGAGAAACUUCCCAUUUAUGAACCUGGCCUCGAUAAAGUUGUGAAAGAAUGCAAAGGGCGAAAUCUUUUCUUCUCAACUGACAUUGACUCGGCAAUAAAGGAAGCCGACUUGAUUUUUAUCUCUGUCAACACUCCAACGAAAACCUAUGGCAUUGGGAAGGGUCGUGCAGCAGAUCUGAAAUACGUAGAAGCCUGUGCCCGAAAAAUAGCGGAAGUUGCCGAGAACAAUAAAAUUGUUGUAGAGAAGUCUACUGUUCCUGUGCGAGCUGCAGAAUCCAUUACUCAUAUUCUAUCUGCCAAUAGAAAAUUAAAUGUUUCAUUCCAAGUCUUGUCAAAUCCGGAAUUUUUGGCCGAAGGUACAGCUGUAGACAACCUCUUGAACCCUGACAGAGUUUUGAUUGGUGGGGAAGAGUCACCUGAAGGUGAUGCAGCUGUUGCCGAACUUUCGUGGAUAUAUGGUCACUGGGUUGAGGCAGACAAGAUCAUCACUACCAACACAUGGUCAUCAGAACUUUCGAAAUUGGCCUCAAAUGCUUUUCUAGCCCAGCGUGUAUCCAGCAUAAAUGCAAUAUCUGCACUGUGUGAAGCAACUGGAGCUGAUGUUAGUGAAGUUGCAUCAGCUGUAGGUCGGGAUUCCCGAAUUGGUUCCAAAUUCUUGCAAGCUUCCGUGGGCUUUGGUGGUAGCUGUUUCCAGAAGGACCUCUUAAAUUUGGUGUACAUUGCUGAAUGUGUAAAUUUACCAGAAGUAGCUAAUUACUGGCAGCAAGUUAUUGACAUGAAUGUGUAUCAGAGGACUAGGUUUUCAAAGAGGAUUGUUGAAUGUCUCUUCAACACUGUUACUGAUAAGACUUUAGCUGUCUUUGGAUUUGCUUUUAAAAAGAACACGGGAGACACAAGAGAAAGUCCAGCUAUAUAUGUAUGUUCUCACUUACUGGAGGAAGGUGCACGACUCAAUAUUUUUGACCCAAAGGUAGAGCCAAAGCAAAUAGAGCAGGAUUUGACCUCUGCUGAUGUGACGAGUGAUCCUGAACGUGUUUUAAGUUUGGUCAAUAUUUAUUCUGACCCUUAUGAAGCAGUGAAAGAUGCCCAUGCUAUUGCUGUUCUUACUGAAUGGGAUGAGUUUAAGACUUACAACUAUGAGAAAAUGCUUUCGAUCAUGAAAAAACCAGCGUUUAUAUUUGAUGGCCGCAAGAUUCUGGACCACCAGGCUUUGAUUAAAAUUGGCUUCCACACAGAGACGAUUGGAAAGAGAUUCUCUCGCAACGCCCUCCAGAGAGCAUCUGGUUUGGAUCUUUGAUUUUUUUAGUCCCUGUCGUCACAGACGACAACUUUUUUGGUUUUGCUGUAAAAGAAGUAACAACAAAUUUUUCCACUUGAUUUAUAGUUUUUGUCGGAGUGUUUUCCUAGUUGCAUGAUUAGUCAAAAGUUUCCACUUAAAAGACCUAUGUUAUUUUAUCACACUAGUUAUAAAACAAUUCUUUUAUCCCAUAGCACCUCCAUAAUACUAAAGUGGUUUGGCAAUUUCUUCUGUGCAAAAAAGGCUUGUUUUUUAACUAACCAGAUGAUACUUUGAGCAUUGCAUUAUUCUUACUUUUAUUUUAUCUUUUCGUUUUGUUUAUCCUUUGUUUGCAGUACUUUCUUUGUUGAUUGUGCUUUGAAAUGUCUCUGCUCGCAAUUGAACACUGUUAAGAAUAUUUUGUGUAUUGUAGAUAUUUUGAACGUAGGUCUCUUGGACGAGUUAGUUAUAGCUGGACUGUAUGAGUAAUGCUUUACUCAUUUUAAUUUACUUUAGUAAUCAUGAAUUAUAGGUACCCUUGAUUGUGAACCUAGUAAAGUACAUAUUUUAGCUGUAAUUUUUUGUAAAGGCGUGUAAGUGUUUUAGGAGCAUGUUUUACUAAACAUAAAGGAAUGUGAUAUAGUUAUGAUAUAAAGGGUAUCAAGCACUAUUCACAAUUCAUUCAAGAAGCAUAUCUUGCAAGGUAAGUGCCUUUUUACCUCAGAAUACAUUGUAUUCUGUACUACUUGUAUUAUGCAUUUUUCUGAGCAUUAUAAAAGAAAGAGUUUUAUCCAUGUCAAAACUUGAAUGGUUUGGAAAGGCUUGGAUGUGUUCAUACAAAUUACACCUAACUCUGACAUGCUGCUAGAGGAGAAUACCCCGGUCCAUGUUUGAAACACUCACUUUUCUUCUCAGUCUCAAGUUUUUAUUUGCAGGCUUGAGCCACUGAUCUGACCUCUGUUUUGCAUCCCUCCUCACCAACACCUCUUCUCCUCCGCAUAUGAUAUUGAUUCUCUGUAAUGCAAAAACUGUUGAUCAGUCUUCUUUUAAUGCUGUGGAAGCUAAUGUCCCAAAGUUUAAUAAAGUGCUGCUCACCAUUGUUGGAACAUUUUGACACUGACAGCAACUGUUUUUUUUUUUUUUUUUUUUUAUCUUUCUUUUUUUUUAGAUCUAUCGAUAUUUACUUAUCAGUAUUUAUAUUUUCUUAACUUCUGAUGGCUUUGUUCUCUUUUAUGCCAUCUGUGAGUCUUCCAUUCCAUGAAAUCAUCAUCAUCAUCAGUCCUUGAGUACAAGGUAUUUCUUUUCCCAACUACAUAUUUUACAAUUUCUUCUGUUGUUAACUUCAUGUAGUUUACAAUUAUGUUCAAAAUGGGCGUAUGUUUUUAAGGAACAGUUAUAAGGCAGUGGGCCUGCCUAACAAGCUGUCAAGAAAAGGGAUAAAGGCAAAACAGAGGAGAGGACAUAUAAGUAAUACUGAAUGUGUGCAGGUUGAUAUAUGAUUUCUUGAGUAGAAAAGAUGAAAGGAAAUAGUUAUGAAAUUAAUUUUAGCAAUUUUUGUAAUUUCUUAACAUGAGUUAAUAUCAACAUGAUUCUGAAGUAUAAAGGUAGUGAAGAGAGAAGGAAAUUGCAAAAAAAGAUAAACGAGGAGUGAAUUAAUAUUGACACAGACUGAAGUAGCUGUUUUUAGUCCAGGGUGCUGUUUUUAGAUUCAUGGAAGGUACAUAGUCUUUAUCAUAGAAGAGAUAUUCCUUUGGACAUUACAGUAUUUGAUUGUUUAAGAUUUGAAGAGGUAUUCCAUUGGACAUUGCAGUAUUUGAUUGUUUACUAAGAUUUGAAGAGGUAUUCCAUUGGACAUUACAGUAUUUGAUUGUUUACUAAGAUUUGAAGAGGUAUUACAUUGGGCAUUACAGUAUUUGAUUGUGUACUAAGAUUUUAUCAAGUGUUAUUUGUAUCACGAUUGGAUGUAAGUGCAUGUUUUCAAAUUUUGUAUAUUUAUGAGUAUCGUUUUGUGAGAGACCUUUAGUAAGGUAAAUGUGUAUAUACUGUAUAUAGAUAUAAAUCUGAAUUUUAAUGCAUGUAGAACUAUUUAUUUUCAGCGUUGAUGACCUUUGAUGUUGUAACGCUAGCUGGUUUACCCAGUUAAUUGAUAUUUCAUAAAUAAAGUGAAGAUUAUGUUGCAUGUGUAAGUGCUCUUUUCUGUUACUCACUUGUUUUACUGAAUUAAAGUUUAAUAUCUUGAAAA